CGAAGGCUUGAGGGCUAUCUUUCUCUUCAACUCUCUCUCUAAAACCUCAACUUUCUCUCUCUCCAACCAGUCAGCGAGCGAAGGCCGCUCCCUUAUGCUGUAGUCAGUCAUUGGGGCUUCUGGAUCCAGGUUUGUUAUUGAAUUCAUUAGCCCUUGCUAUCACCCCUAUUAAGAUUUUAAGUUGAUUCAAGUUUCUUUUUGGGCUAUUGUAUUGGAUUCCCUUGUGCGUUGGGUUUGGAUUUAGGGCUUGGUUCCUGUGAUUUUUCUUGGCUUCAUAUCGGCACCUGAAUUCGUCGAUGUAUGAAAACCCUAAAAGAGAUAAGUUAUCGUUAGAAAAGUAUACUUUGUGGGUUUGUGCAGUUCUUUUAUGCUUGAAAACCCUAAAAGAGAAGUUAUCGUUAGAGAAGUAAAUCCUUGGUGGGUUUGUGCAGUUCUUUAAGGGUUGGUUCCUGGCGAUACUUCCUUGGGUUCAUUCUAGCAGUUGAAUUCAUGAAUGUGAGAAAACCCUGGUGAUGUAUAUAAUUGUUGCGGCAGGUAUUCAUUUUUGGGUGAUGGUUCUUGUUUAGGGUUGGGGCCAUUUUCACACUGACAUUAGGGCUGUAGUGGCUGAUAUCUAGGUCAAGGGAUUUUUCUGCAACUUUCUACUGGUACACGGGUUGCUCUAUUUGUUACAGCUAAAACCAAGGAACCCUAAAGGAAAAAGGCGGGCCUGAGAUUUGGAUACGAAAAGUGUGGUUACUCUUUGCUAUUAUGUUCAGGUGCCGGUGUUUGUAUGGCGUCCACCUAUCUGGUAGCUUACAGUAGUAGCAGUAGUAAGCAUAAGGACUCAAAGGAUUUCUCUGGUGAUUCUUUGUUCAUGAUGGGUAAAAGUCAGAAAUUUUCGAGAAAGUACUCUACAAAUUUCAUCCCAGAUUACAGGAAUGCAGUUGAAACGACUGGUGAUUCUGAUGGGGCAGGGAUUCGUGGGACCCACAAUGCUGGUAACUCAGACAGUGGAGGCUUUGGCAGCUCUGGUCGCAUUGACUGUGCAAUGACUGCAUCAGAAGACUCAUGUGCUCCGAAGAGGAAAUCCAUAAGCCUAAACAUGGAGCGGUGCGAGGGAUUUAAUGUGCCAUUGCAGGUUCUUGCUGUGUCCAAAAUGUCUCGAUCUGAGCGAAAAGACGCGGUGCAAAGGCUUAAGAUGGAGCUUGAACAGGUCAGGGUUUAUCAGAAGAAGAUGAUUUCUAGGGUUUUGAAUGGUGUCACGGUGGUGUCUUCUUCGAGUGAUAUACGUACUUGCAGUGAUGGGCAGAGAAAGAGGGUUAGAGAGAAUGCAAAGAUUAGUUCAACGACCAGUAUGGAUGGCAGGGAGAAAACUGCACAGAAAGUGAAGCCAGAGGUGUCCUCAUCGACAAAGGAGAGGAAUCUGGGGGUACUUGGAAGCCGGCCUAUGAGACGUGGGGUGUCUGCUAAGUUCGGACCUUUGAAUGAAGUUGCCAAGUCUCAUGAUACAGAGGCGAAAUCAGGUGCCACAGUGAUGAAACAAUGUGAAUCAUUGCUAAAGCGUCUGAUGACACAUCAGUUUGGAUGGGUUUUCAAUAAUCCUGUUGAUGUUGUGAAGCUUAACAUCCCUGAUUAUUUCGAUGUUAUUAAACAUCCAAUGGAUUUGGGAACCAUCAAGGGUAAGCUGACAUCAGGGUCUUAUUCGAGUUCUAUAGGGUUUGCGGCAGAUGUGAGGCUUACUUUUGCGAAUGCCAUGACUUAUAACCCACGUGGCAAUGAUGUUCACUACAUGGCGGAUGCUUUGAGCAAGUUUUUUGAAACAAGAUGGAAAGUCAUCGAGAAGAAGAUUUUGGCAGAGGAUAAUACUGGGGCGUGCGUGAACCCUCAGAGAGCAGCUUCUUCAGUGCCUGCGAACUUGGGUUUUCGAGUACAUGGAGCUGAGAAACCGCCACCUUUGAAGCGAAGGAAGCCUUUGCUAGUCGACCAAAAGGUUAAGACAACAGAGAAUGAUGCAAUGGCAGUACGUAUAAUGACUGAUACAGAAAAACAGAACCUGAGUAGAGAUCUAGAAUCAUUACCUAUGGACAUGCCAGAGCAUAUUAUUGAUUUCUUGAGGACACAUAGCAACAAUAUGAACCAAAAUGGCGAAGACGAGAUUGAGGUUGAUAUUGAUUCUCUUAGUGACGAGACAUUGUUCACAUUACGGAAGCUUCUGGAUGAUUACCUUUGUGAGAAACAUGAUCAGCAGCAGAAGGCUGAGGCUCGUGAAGUAGAAAUUUUGAAUGAGUCUGGCCUGAGCAAUUCGUCAAUGCCACUUUGCAAAGGCAAUGAUCCUGUUGAUGAGGAUGUUGAUAUUGGUGGGAAUGAUCCACCUGUCUCUAGCUAUCCGCCUGUAGAGAUAGAGAAGGAUGCAGCCCCACGUGGUAGCAAAUGCAGCAGUUCAAGCACCUCGAGCAGUGAUUCGGGGUCUUCAUCUAGUGAUUCGGACUCGGGAAGUUCUUCUGGAAGUGAAUCAGAUGGGGCUAAAAUCUCCUCUCCUGGAAGAGCUGCUAAGGGAGCACAGCAUGGCCAGACUGAAAAAGAUGAUGCAGAAACAAAUGAUGGAAACCGAUCCGUGAGUGAGUUAGAUGAACUUGAACAAAUUACCAAUAGAAAGCCAGCUUCGGUAGAAUCAGAUGGCCGUCGUGAGGGGGAGAAUGCUCCAUCUGAGAGACAGGUCUCCCCAGAAAAACUUUUGCGGGCAGCCUUGUUAAGGAGCCGCUUUGCGGACACUAUCCUUAAAGCUCGGGAGAAGACCCGUGAUCAGGAAAAGGGGGAUCCUGAGAAACUUCGUCGUGAGCGAGAGGAACUAGAAAGGCAGCAGAGGGAAGAGAGGGCACGGUUGCAAGCAGAAGCCAAAGCUGCACAAGAGGCUCGUAAACAUGCAGAGGCAGAAGCCGAGGCUGAGGCUAAAAGAAAACGGCAACUUGAGAGAGAGGCUGCACGCUUGGCCUUACAGAAGAUGGAAAAAACUGUUGAAAUCGAUGAAAGUUGCCAGUUCUUGAAAGACCUGGAAAUGUUGAGGAGUGCUCCCCCAGAGCAUAUACCAAGCUCGGUUGACGAGACUAGCCCUGAUCACUCACAAGACGGCUUGGGCUCGUUUAAGCUUCGUGGCAUGAACCCCCUUGAGCGACUUGGCCUUUACAUGAAAGUGGAUGAUGACGAGGAAGAAGAAGCCCCCCCUCCCAUUCCUAUGCCUGCACCUACAGAUGUAGAGGAAGGGGAAAUAGACUGACCUGACUGUUUACUGUCUGACGUCAGUCAAGAGCUUCCAUUCCAUUACAUUCAAGAUGGAAAUCAUUUUUUGGAGAAUUAGUGAGAGAAAACCACCGUAAACCACCAUAAAUGGAGCUGCUGGAAGGGAAUAGCCACUCUUGUUUGCUUGGUCUCAUGCUCUCCUCCAAGCCUUCUUUGUCAGUAGGGCUUCGGGUUGAGGCAAUCAUCUCUCUCAUCUGGAUGAGAAACAAGUCACAAUGGUGUGGAACAGUGGUUAUGGUCUUGAUGUAGGCUGUAUGAUAUUAAUUUGGACAAUGAAGUCAAAGUUCAAAAAAAAGAAAAAAAACAAAAGGGAAGAUGGGUGGGCAUGUGAUGGUGGUUCGUUUGGGGGGCACGGGCGGUUGGUGGUGGUGGUCUGUUGUUUGAGGUCAUGUGGAUGGGGUUUUUGUCAAAGAUACUCAAAAGGUGGUGCACCCCUCUCCCACUAAGUUGUAAAGUAUAGACAAAUUCUUAUCAAACAUAGAAAUGCAUUCCUUUCAUUCUUGAGGUGGACAUGGGCUGGGGCUUGGCAUCUACAUGUACAUGAAUUUUGAGUUAUUUUAACCUAUUGGAGUGGUUCUUUCGAAUGUUUUCGCACCUUUACCGGUCGCUAUAAUUAUGUUGAUCAGUGGCAUUUUUUGAUUGGUAAUGUGACUUCCAUUAUCUAUUUCGAAAGGGAAUGUAUAUUACGAGACUAUUUUAUCAUUUUACAAGAUGUCAAAUUGGAAGGUGGGGUGUGCUAGAAA
Molecule: messenger RNA, 4022 nt
Organism: Amborella trichopoda
Lineage: Eukaryota; Viridiplantae; Streptophyta; Magnoliopsida; Amborellales; Amborellaceae
Product: transcription factor GTE9
Molecular function (GO): protein binding
Source: RefSeq, a predicted model, not a curated record